This is a messenger RNA of Nerophis ophidion (straightnose pipefish), 1352 nucleotides long. It is a transcript of the gene ankrd16, whose product is annotated as ankyrin repeat domain 16. Gene Ontology annotation, molecular function: protein binding. Lineage: Eukaryota; Metazoa; Chordata; Actinopteri; Syngnathiformes; Syngnathidae. The transcript has 7 exons. The coding region runs from base 213 to 1298 and encodes 361 amino acids. The record is from RefSeq and is a predicted model, not a curated record.
GAAGAAAAAGAAGAAGAAGUCACUUCCGGUGACUUGUCAGAAAGCAAGUAUUUAGCAGUUGUCAUGGCAACUAAACAUUUAUUUCUCUUAAAUAGAUAGCACAAUAUCAGCCAAUAACAUUUAUGUGCCGACUUUCAUCUUGAUACGAACACGGACGACAAGAUUUGGACUUGAUACGAACAUGGACGACAACAUUUGGACUUGAUACAAACAUGGAGGGAGACGCCGUUCGACUGCUGGUGAAAGUCACCCAGGACGGAGACUUUAGUCGGCUGCUAGAAGUCUUCCAGUCCUGCGGUCCCUCGGCCUGCCAGCUGCUCCACCUGGGCCGGGCCGGGGACUCUCUUCUGCACCACGCCGCCAGACAUGGUCGUCUGGACUUCUUGGACUUCCUCAUCGGAGACGUCGGCAUGGACCUGGAAGUCUGCAACCUGGACUACAAGAGACCUCUGCACGAAGCUGCGUCCAUGGGCCACACCGCCUGUGUCUCCUACUUGCUCAGCCGAGGAGCCCGCGUCGACUGCUUGAAGAAAGCCGACUGGACACCGUUGAUGAUGGCUUGCACUCGCAGGAACCUCGACUUGAUCCAAGAGCUGAUCCAGCACUCAGCAGACCCUCUCCUGAAGAACAAAGAUGGCUGGAAUGCCUUCCACAUUGCCUGCAGGGAGGGUGAUCCCGGCGUGGUGAGCUAUCUUCUUACCGCCGCUCCAGAUGUGUGGAGAACGGAGAGUAAGACGCGUAGGACGCCGCUGCACACAGCCGCCAUGCACGGCUGUGAGGAAGUUGUUCAAAUCUUACUUGAGAGAUGUGGCUACACCCCAGAUGCCAAGGACAGCUGUGGAGUCACUCCUUUCAUGGACGCUGCGAGGAACGGACACGUCUCAGUGGCCAGGCUUCUCCUGACCAAACACCAGGCGUCUCCAACAGCAGCUGACACGCUUGGAGCUCAGACGGUGCACCACGUGGCUGUCACCGGCCAGGAGGAGGCGCUGCACUUCCUGGUAAAGGAGCUCAAUGUGGACGUGAACCAGAGGGCGACUGGAAUGCAGCUGACGGCCUUGCAUUAUGCCGCCAAGGAAGGCCAUGUUUCCACCAUAAAGACCCUGCUGGAUUUGGGUGCCAAUAUUCACGCUCAGGACAAGAAGAGAAGAACCGCUCUCCACAUGGCUUCCAUCGGUCAGCAUGCAGAUGCUGUCAGGACUUUGCUGCAGCUCGGACUGGAAGAUUCCCAGGAUGCAUCUGGGAUUACAGCCCGACAGCAUGCCAAAAAAACCCACAUAAUGCUCCUUUUUGACUGAUUUGAUCUGCUUAGAGUUGGGAUGUAUUAAACGCAUUUACUCCUUUUAUUUGAA